Lasiosphaeria miniovina is the source of this 1353-nucleotide messenger RNA. Its product is annotated as CTLH/CRA C-terminal to lish motif domain-containing protein. The transcript has 3 exons. Gene Ontology annotation, molecular function: ubiquitin protein ligase activity. The record is from RefSeq and is a predicted model, not a curated record. Bases 1 to 1353 code for a protein of 450 amino acids. Gene Ontology annotation, cellular component: GID complex; nucleus; cytoplasm. Gene Ontology annotation, biological process: proteasome-mediated ubiquitin-dependent protein catabolic process. Lineage: Eukaryota; Fungi; Ascomycota; Sordariomycetes; Sordariales; Lasiosphaeriaceae.
AUGGUGGGCGCCGAUACAGACAAACACACGGACCCGAAAGGGCUCCAACACGAACUCGACCACAUAAACAACUUGCCGCAGCUUUCUGCGGCGGUCAGCAACGUCGACAAGAUCAUCGAACUGCUCACCGCUGCAAGGGAAAGGGUUGCUGGAGCAUUAGAUCCUCACACGGCUAGCUUAACAAUGACGAAGCUCCAGAACCCCGUUAAGGUAGCUUUUGAGACAGUCAACGUUAAUCUAAAGGAUGCUUCGCAGACCAAUAAGGCGACGGGCAAGGCACUGGACAAAUUCUUUCCAUACAAGCCGCUCCCCGCAGACCAUGAUGCCAUGGCAGACCACCACCCGCUCAUAAACCGCGCCAUAGCCAUGCACCUCCUCCGCGAAGGCCAGUUCUCGGUCGCCUCGACCUUUAUCGACGACGCUCAAAGCGCAAGCCCAUACAACAUCGAGGGCACGCCGUCGGACGGCCAGGACGAGCCCAUGGACGAGGACGAUGACGAUGCUGGAGUCGAAGGCGAAGCCGACGCCGAAGCUUCGCCGCCCGUGACGGCGUCUAGUAGCAGCGACAGCCACGACCUCUCGUCGUUCCAAUCCCAGGAGCUCCAAGCUAAGUUCUCGGAGAUGUACAGAGUGUUACAGGAGCUCAAGUUGCGGAACCUCGUGCCGGCGAUUGCAUGGGCGCGCGCCAACUCGGCCGAGCUGGAAGCGCGUGGCAGUAACCUAGAGUUUGAGUUAAGCAAGCUGCAGUACGUGUGGCUAUUCAAGGGCCCGGCUGUCAACGGGCUUCCCGACGACCAGCAGAACGGCCGCGCCGGAGCCAUGGCCUACGCGCGGGAUAACUUUGGACGGUUCCAGUCGCGCCACCUGCCCGAGAUCCAGCAGCUGGCCAGCGCCGUGGUAUUCGCACCCAACAUCACGGGGUCGCCGUACCGCUCCGUGUUUUCCACCGACGGCGCCUUCUCCGAGGUUGCGUCGUCCUUCACGCGCGAGUUCUGCAGUUUGCUGGGCCUCUCGGCCGAGUCGCCGCUCUACAUCGCGGCCACGGCGGGCGCACUCGCCCUGCCCUGGCUCAUCAAGUACACGACGGCGACUAAGGCCAAGGGUACCGAGUGGACCACGGCCAACGAACUCGCCUUUGCGACCCCCCUGCCAGAGCGUAUGAUGUACCACAGCAUCUUCGUUUGCCCCGUGGCCAAGGAGCAGACCACCGAGGAUAACCCGCCCAUGAUGAUCCCCUGCGGCCACGUGCUCGCCCGCGAGACAGUGACGAAGCUGUGCAAGGGGAACCGUUUCAAGUGCCCCUACUGCCCCUCCGAGGGCCAGCUCAAAGACGCACGGCUCAUCAUCUUGUAG